UCGCUGCGCGAGGCGCCGCGUGACGGCCGAAGAAACGUUCGGUGCGCCCGUCCGCAUCGGGCAGGCGGCCAAUGGGAGGCGGGAACGGGGUGACGAGCGGCGGGAGGAGCCAAUGGCGCUGCCGGGGCGGGGUGAGCUGAAAAGCUUGAAAAUGGCUCCACUACCCAAUGCUGAAUUAGUUCAGAACUCUCUGCAGUUAUAUCGUUAUUUGCUCCGAUGCUGUAAGCAGCUUCCUGAAGAGAAUAUUCGUCAGCAUUACAAACAUGCAAUCAGGCAGAGUUUCAAAGUUCAUGCUGAUGAAGAUGAUCCUGAGAGAAUACGGCAAAUUAUUAAAAGAGCCAUUGAGGAUGCUGACUGGAUCAUGAACAAAUAUAAAAAGCAGAAGUAGAAGAAGGAUGAAGUCAAGAAUGUCAUUGAUGCAUGUCCCUCUGACCCUAAUUUCUAAACUCUUCAGGAAAGACUCCAUUCAGCUGAGUUCUAUACACUCAAUGGCAUUAUCACUGAAAUGUGCAACUUAGUACAGGUAUAAAGGCUUUCGCAUCUUUUUGAAUUGUGUAAUAAACACCCUUUAAAAAUGGUAGUCUAUGUUCUUUUUAAAAAGACAAUUUCGUUGCCCAAAUAAAUUUUCAUUGGUAAAAACUCAAAAAAAAAAAAAACCUCAAAAAAAACCCCACAAAAACCACAAAAAAACACUAGAUAUAUUAAUGAAAUUUAGGGAUGCAAAGGUUUCCUUUCACAGUAUCGUAUCGUCUUUUUAGCUGUACUUGAAACUUUUUGCCUCCAGAUGGCAGCGUGUGCUGCUGUAAAUGCAGGAAGUCCUGAGUAUUUGAGGGUUAGAUUUGUUUGUUUUUACUGUUUCCAAAUUGCUGAGCUUAUUCACCUGCAGAAAUAAAACUCAAGUGCUAAAUGUGGUCUGUUCUGGGCUCCAGAUUUUAUUUUUUCAUUCAGCCAUGAAAGAAACAAUCCUAGUUCCAAGUGAUCAAACAGAAUUUCAGGCAAGUAGAAGAAAUCAAGGCCAUAAUGUGCAAGUUUAUACCAUAAGGUAUUAACAUUUUUUGUUCAUAUCUACUCAUUUUAUACCAUACUCAUCAGGCAUUUCUUUGCUUUGUUAUUCUGUCUUCUGCCAUCUUCAUUGUCUUCUCUGGCCUUUCAUCUUCCACUUCAUCUUAUACGUCUUCUAUUUUUGUAGCUUCUCUUUUAUAUGUACUUUAAUUCUGAUCUCUCUCAUCUUGUCCCUUGGCCUCAAUUCUUUCUCCUUCCCAGAUACUUUUCUGAUAUUUGUAGGUACAUCAGAAGAUACUCAGGUAUUAAAUAGAAGGCAUUCUUCUGCUUAAUUUCAAGUAAUAAUGAAGCUAGCAGAAUGGAUGCAGGUUUUUUCUACCUAUGGGGAAAACUACUUAAAUACAUUUUUGGAAAGUGCAGCUGUUUGUCAUUCCAGUGUAGUUUGAUGCAAGGUAGAACACAAUAUUUCAGCCCUGACAUUUGACAAGGAGUAUAUAGUAUGAAAACAAACACAAAUAGAAAAGCUCAAACAGGUUUGAAGAUAGACAUAGGAAUGUGUUAUCUUUAAUCAAGAGCAAAAAAAAAACAGCUGACCAGUAUAGAGGUGCAGUGGCAGCUUUAUUUCAGUAUAAUAUCAAAAGCAUCGAGACUCAGUAGCAGUAGCAAUGUAUUGAAACAUACUGCUUUCCCAAAAUUUAGGUGUCAUUUGCUCAGUAACCCUCCAUUGCUUUGUUUCAUACUACAUAAAGUUGGAUGUGUUUUGCUCUGUUAAUAAUUUGGUUUAUAUAUAUAAAUAAUAAUAAUAAUUAAUAAUCAACUCUUAAAUAAUUUAUAUUAUUCUUACAUACAUAGUGUUUAAUUUGUGAACCACUCAACAGGGAGUUCACCAAGGAGCUGUAAGAUGUAACCGUGGCAUCUGUGCAGUUCCAAAAGUUUGAGGUGCCAGAUGAGAUCUGGGAAUAUCAGACCAGAGGUACGAGAGUUGUAAUUGUUAUAGCAGACCUGGAACUGUAAAUUUUGGAAACUGGUAGAAUAUGUACUACCUUGUAUGGUGUAGAGAGAGAACAUGGUUAAGGCAGGAGCCAGAAUUUGUUUUCAAAAUUAGAAACCUGUGAUGUGAAGAUAAGUUUAUUUACACUGCUAGGGAGCAGGUAAUAUUUUUAUAGUGGGAGAGAUAAUGCAAACAACUAUUUAUUUCCUUGUAAUAGUGAAAGUGACCCCUAAGACAGAAGUGUUUCUCUAAUGACUGGACAUGCAGGUGUAUAGCUGAGGCUUUCCUGCUUUCAAGACAUAAAACAUUCUCUUCUUCAGUAGCAUAAUUUGAGGUGAAAUACAUUGUUUUACUCAAAAUAUAGAUGAGAAUUUGAACUCAGAAACAAAAUCUGAGCAGAGAUCAAUACUUCAGACCAAAAUUGUUAUCCAGAAAAGUUUCUUAUCAGAAGUCACUAGACUGUGGAAGUGCCCUAAACUGUACCUUUCACUCCCUGUUUGACCUGAGAGUUUGUACAGUAAAUUGAAUUUUCUUCAGCUCUGUGCCUUUCUGCUUUCUGCAGCCCUGCCUGUUUCCUGAGAUAUCCCCUUUUUCCACCAGUCUCUUAAUGCAGUGUUAAUGUGCUGUGCUAAAGAUUCUUUCAAUUGCUGUGAGCAGACCCAUUGUGGGAAAGUCUUGUACAGUCAUAUACAUCCCUUGAUUUCUACUGCUCGUGUGGGGGAACUUAAUUGUUAAGUCUCAGCCAGGGUCCUCUGCUGGUGAUUGCAAAGAAAAUAUCAGCACCAAAUAGAUUCAUACAUUUGUGUUUUUGUAUUCAGCCAUGUAGAAUUUUUGAAAAUAGAGAUGUUGGGUGUAAGUUAAUAUAUUGCAUCAACAAUUCAAUGAGAAGUUAGAGCAGUUUUUGUUGUUGACUUUGCAAAUAAGGCCAAGCCUUUUCUGGUUAUUGGUUCCUUAUUUCAGUAAAAAGAAACCCAAACCUAUUUCUGUACUUCUAUAUCAUGCCAUUUCUGGUAAGUAAUGGACUGUUGAUAGGUAUAUGCAGUAACUGAACUUCAAAGCCCCAUGUUUCUCUGGGCCCAGCAAAGUAAACAUUGAGUUACCAAUGCUGCUUUCAUCAGUUUUCAUUGUAUUUACAAAUUAACAGCUACUUUCUGGAAACAGUUUUGCAGCUGGUUACUAUCAGAUCUUAAGUCAAUAACUUCUAAGUAUUUCUUUCUGCUGGGGGGUGGGUGGCCUUGUCUGUACAUAGCCUUUGAACAGUUAACUCUGACAGUUAUGCUACUGACAGGGUUUCAUAGGAGGAUUGUGCAAAGCAAAUAUUAGAACAAAGAAAAAGACGAUUAUGAGAUUUCUGUUUGAUACAUUGGGUAAAUUACUUUUAAUUUUUGAAGUAUGGAGAAGGAGCUUGUUUGGCUCACAUUUCAGAUAUGGAAAUUGAUAAACAAAUUCUUAGUAAUUAGUUCCAGGUUAUAGACUUACAAUAUUGAGUCUAAGGAUAGAACCAAAUUUGAUGCUUCCCUUUCUCUCUCUCAGAAAUAUUGGUUGAAAACUUAUGGAAAACAUCUGUACAACAUAAAUAUGGAAAUGACAUAUCUCCAAAGACUGUAACAACUGAUAAUUUACUAGUGAGUUAGUUGAAACAUUUUGUUUAGUCAGUAAAUUCUUGCUCUUAACCCCAGGGAUAUGUUUUGAAGGAUCUGCUUUUGAUUACCAGCCUCAGAGCCUCAUGCAGAAGCUUUCUGUUUAGUCUUUCCUUUUUUCAGUUUGUUGACGUUGGAUUUUGGUACUUACAUAGAUUGUGAAUGUGUGAUCUGUCUAAAGUACAGGAAAAUAUUCAACACUUUCCAUACUUAAAAAGAUGUAUGUCUUUCUGAUCUUAUUUUUGUGCCAGAUACUGAUCUUGGUUCAUUCUUGUCACUGAGAGUUAUUUGAGUCUUCUGUGUACUGAAUAAAUACUUCCAUUUCAAGACA
Coturnix japonica (Japanese quail) is the source of this 3964-nucleotide messenger RNA. It is a transcript of the gene LYRM9, whose product is annotated as LYR motif containing 9. The record is from RefSeq and is a predicted model, not a curated record. Lineage: Eukaryota; Metazoa; Chordata; Aves; Galliformes; Phasianidae.